GCUGUGCUGUUGCUGUUGGCAUGUAUAAUAGUAGAAAACCAAGGCCUUUGUGUUCCUGUGGUUUCUGUUGUGUGGACUUUUAUUGAGUGCGAAAAAGACAAAGUGCCACCCCUGUCUCCUUUUCCCACUUUUUUUCUGCCUUCUGGGUCUUUUGAUCAUCCAUCAAAAUCUCUUUUUUUAGUGAGUGGGCAAGUUUCAUUUGGCUUCUUUCUCAUGGAGUGUAAUGAAUUUGUGUAUGGUGAAAUUCUUUGAUUCCACAGUCAAAAGUAGAAGUGGAUGUGCGUUCUUGUGUGUUAAGCUGUUUUGAAGCCUCGUUCUUAGUUUGGGCAAUUUCAUCUAAAAGGAGUGUCUCCUUGGAGUAUGGCUUCAAUUUGCUUCAAAGUGGCACAAAAAAUGGAAAUAGUGAGCACUUGUGGCCGUCAUUGAUUUUGACAGCACGGCUCUAAACACAUACUUUCUCAUAGUUUUGUGUUGGAGGAGCCAAGCUAUGGUUAUUUUCAUGCUCCUUAGUACAACAGGGCCACCGAUCAAAAGAAGAGCAGGUUUGAGAAUUAAGCAAGCGGGUAGAGGUUCAUACCGAGGAAGCUAGGUGUGUGUUUGAAGUUGCUAUUGGGUUUUCUUUAGUGUUCCUUCUUUGUUUUGCAUAGUCCUGGAAAGUAGAACAGAUGGAAGCCACUUCCAUAACGUCGUUGUUGAAGGGCUUUUGUGAUCACACACGAUGGAAAUAUGCUGUUUUUUGGAAGCUUAACCACCAUUUUCCUAUGAAUUUGACCUGGGAAAAUGGUUACCAGAAAGGAAAUGAGGUUGAGGAAAGUAUGUGGGAUGAGGUCAAUUUCAAAUCCCCAGAUGAGUUAUAUUCUUCAAGAGGUGAAAGUACUGAUUAUUCAGGAGAUUAUUCAGUUCGACUUCUCAUGAUUGAAAUGUCCCAUCGUAAAUACAAUUUUGGAGAAGGGGUUGUUGGUAAAGUAGCUCUUGCCAGGGAUCAUUGUUGGGUUUCCUGUGAGGAUAUUCUUACCCCUAAAUUUGACACUGAUUUAAUCACAGAGUGUCCUGAUGAGUGGCUUCUUCAAAUUGCAUGUGGCAUCAAGACUAUUGUGCUUGUACCGGUUCUUCCACUAGGGGUUUUGCAGUUUGGUUCAUUUGAAGAGGUUGCUGAAGACCUGGAAUUCGUUACCACUGUGAAGGGUAAGCUCCAAUCCAUUGAUUGCAUGGAAGCAAAUAUUACCCCUUUGAACAUGGGAACUGAUUAUCAAGAUUGGUCGGACCUAAUGCAUAAUUUGAUGAAUAGCUUGGACGAAUCAUCUUCUGUUACUAAAACUAUAUGGAAAAGUGAAGUUUCAACCAGUACUGCUUCUAACAGUGCAAAUGGUUCAACAAGGCUGAACCCAACAAUGCUAUCAUUUAUUCAAGAUGACUGUUCUGUGUCAAGACAAAAUCUACUAAAAUCUCUGAAAAGAGAAAAUGGCAAUGAGAUAGGUUCCUCUUCAUUUGAUAUGUCAACUGUUCCUAGACAUAUUAGUAAGAUGGAGACAAAACCAAAUCACAUGGAAGCAGAGAUGUGGUCCUGGUCGGUUUUUGAAGAGAUGUCAAACGGAUUAGACUCUUUGUCUGUUAAAAAUAUGACAGAGAAACAGUUUGGUGGCACUGAAAGUGGUUAUUAUGAUGCUAAGAAUAUCAAUGACUUCACUUUUCCCUCAGAGUCAGAAUUGCACAAAGCACUUGGAUCAGUUGCAUACUCUGUUGGUGAAGCAUACCAUACCUCAUGUCUGAUAACCAAUAAAAAAGAGAGUGAUCAUAUUAAAGGUUUUGAGUUUCCCGAAGAUCUUGAUCCUGAAUAUCUUUUAGAUGCUGUUGUUGGCAAUUUAUGUAGUGCUGCAGAUGAUACUUCUAGUAUUUCAAACAGUAUCAGAUCUUUUACAACUUUGCCAACAGAGAUUAGCGGUUCCAUUCCAAAAAAUUAUUCAGAAGAAAGCUACACUUUGAUUGUGGAUAAUUCAGAUGUGAAGAAUGAUCUUGUGCCUGCAGUUUCCUUCAAGAGAAAAUAUGAAUUUUCCAACCAUUUUACAUCAUCUUUUGAUGGAAAUGGAAGCUUAUUGAUUGACGAGGUGCCACAGGAAAAGGAAGAUGUUCAUAUGCUUCCAAUCAAUGGACCAAAGCUCUCUAGCACAAACAAGAAAAGAACAAGAGUUGUUAACAACCAAAAGGCAAGGCCAAGAGAUAGACAGCUUAUCAUGGACAGAAUGAAGGAGUUGAGAGAACUCGUCCCAGAUGGUGGAAGGUGUAGCAUUGACAACCUCUUGGAACGGACCAUAAAGCACAUGCUCUACUUGAGAAAGAUAACAAGUCAGGCCGAGAAACUGAAACGAUUUGCCAAUAGGACGGUUGGUGAGAGCAAAAGACAGAAAAUGAACGGUAGCCACCCAGGAAGGAGCUGUGCAUUUGACUUUGAAAGUGAACUAGCAUGGCCUAUAGUCAUAGAAGAUCUGGAAUGCACAGGGCAUAUGCUCAUUGAGAUGAUAUGCAAUGAGCAUGGCCUUUUCUUGGAGAUUGCUCAGGUGAUCCGAAAGCUAGAUGUCACCAUCUUGAAAGGGAUCUUGGAAAAUCGUUCUAGCGACAGCUGGGCUUGUUUCAUUGUUGAGGUUCCUAGAGGCUUUCACAGAAUGGAUGUUCUAUGUCCAUUACUGCAUCUUCUGCAGCUGAGGAGAAACCCUAUCUCAUACAAAAGCUGACCCUGCAAACCAGUUUUCAGUUUCAAAUGGCAACUCCUAUUUGAAGAAGUAACUAUAAUAUUGAAGAGGGACCUGUGUAAAGUGUUCAUCCCCUCUUAUGUAAACAAAAGAUAUUUUAUUAGGGUGCUAUUGGCUGCUGAAGAAUAUUUCUAGCACCUUGCUUUGAACUCAUAUCUGGUGCGGCACAUAAUUAUGACCUAGAAAAGUAGAGCAUUGAAACUAUGAGAGUGCACGUGAAUGCUAUGUAUUUUUCUGUGGCUUAAAUAAUAUUGCUACCUUUCCAAAAAGAGGCUACAUAAAAGUGCUUAAUGUAAAUGAAAUAGUAAGUUUUUAAA
Vigna radiata var. radiata (mung bean) is the source of this 3064-nucleotide messenger RNA. RefSeq names its product transcription factor EMB1444. Bases 666 to 2729 code for a protein of 687 amino acids. Gene Ontology annotation, biological process: regulation of DNA-templated transcription. The transcript is spliced from 11 exons. Gene Ontology annotation, molecular function: protein dimerization activity; DNA-binding transcription factor activity. The record is from RefSeq and is a predicted model, not a curated record. Lineage: Eukaryota; Viridiplantae; Streptophyta; Magnoliopsida; Fabales; Fabaceae.